This is a messenger RNA of Acaulospora colombiana, 1563 nucleotides long. Lineage: Eukaryota; Fungi; Glomeromycota; Glomeromycetes; Diversisporales; Acaulosporaceae. The record is from the annotation of a GenBank genome assembly.
AUGGAUUCAACAACCGCAACACCGGAAUCUCAGGGAAUUUCAUACUUGGGCAGUAUCGCCCUGCUCGUUUCCUCUAUCACCGGUCCUGGGCUUGUCACGACUUCGCUGCUACUAUGCGAAGCUUCCAGUGCGAUUGACGGAAAUGAUAAAUUUCAACGCAAAAUUGAAUUCUCUCAUCUCACCGCAAUUCUCGUGACCAACAAGCGAACACGACUUAUCAUUCAACUAUUCCUUUUCGUGUCACUUCAAUCAGUCAACAUCGCUUCGAUAUUAUUAUCCGCGCAGUCAAUGGACACGGUGUUGAUAUCGCUUUUUGGCAAGACGUGUGGGCUAGGAAUAUAUCCGGAAAGUGGAUUCUACUGUGUAUACCAACAAGGUGAUUUCAACAGUCCAUUUGGAACAAAUUAUAUGGUCGCAACAUUAGGAUUUCUGAUUACUUUGGUCAUGGUUAUGCCCCUGAGCAUUUUCUCCUUGUCAGAUAAUAUCAAAGUCCAGAUUGCCUCGUUAUUUGGACUUGUGUUUAUUUUCUGCGGUUGGCUCGUUACAUUUUUCAAGCAAGGACUGAAAACUUCGUACGUUCCACUGAUCGGUGAAAAUAUGAGCGAUGUCAUUGGAACAGUGAUAUUCAAUUAUGCCUUCAUUACAACCGUUCCAAGUUGGGUUAACGAUUUGCGUCCCAAUGUUUCCAUACGGAAAUCCGUGUGGUAUUCCAAUCUAAUCGCGACCACGGGCUACAUCUUACUCGGGGUGGUUGGUGGGAUGGCAUUUCAAAUUAAUCCAACGUCGGACAUUAUCGCCGUCAUGAAUGAAUCCAACCAAAAAAAUUGGUUGACCACGGCCAGCACUUAUGUGUUCCCGGUUGCAGUGUUGAUUACAACUGAGGUCAAACGACAAGCCUCGGUGAGAAGCGCUCGGUCCAUCAAAGACUGGAUAGGUAUACAGACAAUCGCCAAGGAAAUAUCACGUGAUACAACAGACGCGUCUCUGGGCAUAUUAAAUGGUAACAACAUCGAUGAUUCAGCAACGAAUCCUGAUCUCAGGGUCCUGGAUGUGGACGAUAGUGGAUGCUUAAUAAUCUCAACUUUGCCACCACCGUCACAAGGCAAUCCAGAACGUCGAGUAGUGUCCGCUCCGCCAGUUCCAACAUCACGAAAAUUCGAAUCUGUAUGUGAAGACUCAAAUAGCCGUUACAUCGCCCGAAGUCUCCAAUCGAUACCGAUUCUAAAUCGCAUAACAUCCAAUCGUCGUCGUGUAUCGCCACCUCCAAGCACUGAAAUUAACUCGCAAAGAACCAGCAUACCGACGAUUGUACUGUGUGAGGAAGGCGGCCAUCAAGAUGUCAUAGUUGAGACAGAUAGAUCCUCGUCGGAACACAGCAAAAGUGAAAAAAGUGACUCCUUCGUGUUCGAGAUUCCCCCCGAACGAUUUAAAGCUUUCCCGGUGUCAGCCAAGAAACGACUAUGGAUUACUUACAUCUGUUCAGCGGGUGCGCUCCUAACGGUGAUCUCAGUCAUUUUAUACGAUUUGAUAGAAACGGUGUUAGGGAAUGAUGUUUUCGACUGA